AUGAAAGAGUACGACUACAAUCAAAUGCUAGAAGACUACCAGUUUUUGAACCAGGUAGGGCGCAUGGUCACAGAAAGAGGGCGUGAGCUUAGCAAUGGCAAAAUGUUGGCCCCUGAGAAGCCGGCUGCUGGUCCUAGUUCUCGGCAUGGCCCUGCAGCGCAGCAGCGUCGUGAGGCGCUAGGGAAGCAGAUUGCCUUUCAUAAGCUGCCAAUCAUGCUUGUGCCUGAUGGUAUGUCUCGGCGGAAGCAGAAUCGGUCUCAUUGGGAUGCCAAACAGCGGCGAAUGCUGUUUACGAUCCAGUUUCACUUCCCUUGCCAACGCACCAGCGAAGAUGCCACUAUAGCUCGCGCACAAGCGCAAGGGAUCCUUGUACAUUCCCUUGAAGGACCAACAUGUCUUUCGCACGUGUGUCUUACGGAAUUGGAACGGUUGUCGGCGCGUGUGCAUCACCAAAGCGUGACGGCAUGGCAUGCACGAAUAACUCCUGACGAGAGGCCUGGAAAGCGUGCACGUAUGGAUGACAUGUCCCAUCGCAUGGAUCGAGUGUCACAUCAUGGCCCAUGGCACUUGGCGCCCGACGUUAUGGCAUCGUUGGGCCUCCCUCAUGCCCCUAACCAUGCGUUGUCUUUGCCCGCCUCCAGCGCGCUUGUGCUACAUGUCUACCCACUUCGACUGCGAAAUGAAAGCAGUGUGAAAUACCUCGACUGGUGGGCACGUAAAGGCGCUAUGCAAGAAGCCGCAGCGACGCCCGCCACUGUGUCGACCUCGGAGGCUAUGUCGAAACCCUCCCUGCUGGUUCCGCAGCACAUCCUUGACCAAGUCUCACAACUUCGUGCAGACCCCUCGACGGUGGUCGACUCACCUCUAACAUCGAGCACGACGCAGUACUACGUGCUCGUUCCCUCUGAGAUGGAUCUGCUCACGCUCAUACGACGUAUACCCUCGGAGUUUGGUAUGGUGGAGUUUGCCGAUCUAGAGCUGUGGCAUACGGAGGCUCUGACCAUGGCGGAACGUCGAGGGCAAGUUGUCCUUUUGCCCUUGGGCCCAGCGCCAAGCACACCUACAGACACCACUACCCCAGCGCCAACAUCCCCAGAGGCCGUAAAGCUUGCUGCAAUGCCCACUCUGGUCGCCUAUACCAGCUCCGAUAGUGAGGGGGAGGCUGAAUGA
Messenger RNA from Malassezia pachydermatis, 1170 nucleotides. RefSeq lists its product as hypothetical. Gene Ontology annotation, cellular component: pre-snoRNP complex; nucleus. The record is from RefSeq and is a predicted model, not a curated record. Lineage: Eukaryota; Fungi; Basidiomycota; Malasseziomycetes; Malasseziales; Malasseziaceae. Gene Ontology annotation, biological process: box C/D snoRNP assembly; maturation of LSU-rRNA from tricistronic rRNA transcript (SSU-rRNA, 5.8S rRNA, LSU-rRNA); snoRNA localization. The transcript is spliced from 2 exons. The coding region runs from base 1 to 1170 and encodes 389 amino acids.